UACCCGCUGGCACGCUCCGAGCAGCCGCCCGCGCCGCACGGUCGAAGGCCGAAAAUACCUCAACAACAUACAGGCUCCAGUGUACACUCCGUACAUUCAGUGCAGUCAGGACAGUCGGUGCAGUCAGUUCAGUCCGUUCAGUCCUUGCCGGCCGGAGCGCGCAGUGCAUCGCCUCGAGACCGGAAACCGGGCCUCGCGAGACAAAUCCUUCACAAUCUCAACAUUUUUAGUAACAAUAACAAGGUGUAUGAGGAGGAGACAAAGGAGAGAAUCAGAGAACGAGCGCGACAGAGGGAGAAUGAGAGCGAGGAGGCGCGACACACGGACACCGAGUGUGGGUCGACGCGGCGCCACAGCGUGGACACCGUGUCCACGUACCUGAGCCACGAGAGCAAGGAGAGUCUGCCGCAUGCAGUUGAGCUGUUGAACUGCAGCGAGGGCAGCGACGAUGUGUUCGAACAGGGUUACACCAGACAUGUGAGCCCCGCACGGACCAGCGGCCACUCCUCGUACGACCAGCAACACAUCAAUAAUAACAUUGGGGAAAUUGGUGUACCCCAGGACAUGAUACACUUCAGCCAGGGUGCAGAGGAAUGGAACGGGGCGGUGACAGCAGCAGCGCCGCGCUGCGGUCAUCCGCUGUACCUUACGUGCUCGCAGGAUGGUUCGUUUGUGGAGUGUUUGAUCUGUGGUGAGCAGUACCAGCACGCGGAGGGGGGGCCGGCUCCACGGGUGGAGGGGGGCGAGCAGCCCAGCGGGUCCAUGUCGUGGCGGCAGCAGGCGGAGCCUCUGCCAGGGUAUCCACCGCACACCGGCUCCAUACUGGUGACAUACAACUUCCAGUCCGGGCGCCAGGGCCCCUCUCACCCUCAGCCGGGGGCGCCGUACUACGCCGUGGGGUUCCCGCGUCACUCCGCGCUGCCAGACACGCCGCUCGGUCGCCAGGUGCUGCGCGCGCUGCAGCUGGCGUGGGAGCGGCGCGUGCUGUUCACGGUGAGAGCGUCGCGCACGACGGGCCGCGAGCACGUGGUCGCGUGGAGCGUGCCGCCGCCCGCGCGGGACCUGGUCGCCGCGCUGCGGGCCCUGCGCCGCCUGCUGGCCGGCCGGGGGGCGUGACGACAGACUGACUCCUCUGUUCACGGCCGCUGCGCUCACGCCAAAAUCGCGCCGAUCUGAGGCACACCGCGGCUCGGAGGCACUUUCCAAUUUCGGAAGGAAGGAGAAUGACAUAACCAUAAUUUAAAUCGCAGUAAAAAGACGCGAAAUUUAGUAGAAUGCACGAACCAAGUUCGCGGUUCGCUUCGUAGUCUUGUAGUUGUGAACGUAUAGAUUCGCAUUAUAGACGCUCCCUCAUCGCGUUCCGCUUCCCGCUUACUUGACGCGCAGGUGUGGCCGUAGCUUAAAAAUUUUACACUUUGUAGAUCACUUCUAUUUCUAUUGUAAGAAAUAUUACAUCAUAAAUAUACAAAUGUUGACAGAUCUUAGACUGAUAUCUUUAUCUUGUAACUAAUGUAAUUUUUUUAUUAUUUUUUCAUAUGGGGUAAUAUACCCUACUGUGAUGCUGCACAGAGUUUUCGGUUCAAUCAACUAUCGUAAGCAUAUUAAAUUAUUGUAACGGUCGGGAUGUGACCACCAGGUGAAGGUGUAGCCAAUUUCAUCACUUUUUUUCAUAAAAAUAACUAAAAAUAUUUAGGUGUUCAGUAAUAAAAAACACUGCGCAGCUGUCUUAGGCCAGGGUCCAUAAUUUUUGAUACCAAAAAAAAAGUCGGAUUAAACCCAUUGGAAAAUGAAGAGAAUAUAACAGAAAUAUCAGGAAAAAUAAAUUACGGGCGAUCUGAGAACUUUCUGAGAAUAUUUACCGUAGUAAUGUAUAUUGUUUUGGAAAAGCUGAUAUUUUAUUAGGGUUUAGGAAGAUUAGGGUUCUUUUUCGAUAUUAAGUCAAAAUAAGGUGAUAAAAUCGAUAUAUCAAAAAAUUACAGUAUAUCUAGGAUAUAAAAAGGUACCUUUUUACCAAAUUUCGUGGAAAUAUUUUUUGUAUAAAAGAUAAAAAAAAAUCAAAAACUUGGUUAUUUGAAUUUUGCACAUAAAUUUUGAGGUUAUGUGAAAACAGUGCAAAAACAAAAGUUGUAGAUCUUUUUAUUACCUACAAGUUUGCUAUUUAACUUUUUUCCAUAGGACUUGCAGUUUCGGCGGAAAUCGAGAUAAGCCGUUUUUCACCCUUAAAGGCAGCGCCCCCUUCCACGGCCCGAUCGCAGAUCGCCCAUCAAUUAUUUUUCUUUCAUUUUUGUUAUAUUCUUUUCCUUUUCCAAUUCACCCUACUAUUUUUUUGAUAUAUGUAAUAUUUGAAACAAUAAUGCCAUAAAUAAGACAAAAUACAACAAUUUAAAAAAGCAGACCUCUAAGUACACUUAAUAAUUAGAAAAAAUUGAAAAAUAGGCAGAUUGUUUUUAAAUGUAGCGCCUUAACCACCGCAUGCAACAUAGUGAAUACUACAAUAUGCAAUUUCAAUAUUUAGUUGAUAGUUGAGUGUGGAAAAGCUUUCCGCAAUGUGCCUUAUUAGUAAUAAUUAUUGAGAGAAAAUAUGGUAUUAUUUAAUAGAAUAUUAAUUUAUAAGUGACACAGUUUUUAUUUUGUUUAAACUAAAAGCUCUGUUCAAACUCAGGCUAAUAUCGCGCGGGACGCGGGACAGAAGUCGCUCGCGCCGAUUUUGUCAGUUAACUUGUAUAGACGUGUUCAGAUUGACGCGAGUAGUCGCUCAAGUUGAAGCGAAACAAAAGCGGGACGCCCGACGGGAUUGUUUAAUCUCACAAUGCGUAUUGUUUCUCCACUGUAGAACCAAAAAUGACAUGUCGCGUCAGUUUGAGAGGCUAAGCGAGCGAGCGAAUUGCUCUAAAACGCGCUCCGCGUCGUGCUCGUUAUUAGCCCCAGUUUGAACAGAGCUUAAUUCUGAAGAUCAGUUAGUUAAAACGUUUUUUUGCUCUCGAUUAAAUCUCGAUUAUAAAUGUAUAAAUGGAGUAAUUUGUUUUACAAUGAUAAGGUCCUCCUAAUACUAUAAUAUAGUCUUCCAGUUGACUUCCAUUAGAUGAUUAUGGCUAACGAUUAUCGAAUAUUUUACAUUUAUAUAAUAUAUUUUAUAGUUUAUUCAAAUGUUUUUAAUAGUUUAAGAUUAAAUAAAUGUAUUUCUUCAAA
Molecule: messenger RNA, 3189 nt
Organism: Leptidea sinapis
Lineage: Eukaryota; Metazoa; Arthropoda; Insecta; Lepidoptera; Pieridae
Gene: dx
Product: protein deltex
Exons: 9
Biological process (GO): Notch signaling pathway; protein ubiquitination
Cellular component (GO): nucleoplasm
Molecular function (GO): ubiquitin protein ligase activity
Source: RefSeq, a predicted model, not a curated record